Fusarium vanettenii 77-13-4 is the source of this 1473-nucleotide messenger RNA. RefSeq lists its product as uncharacterized. The transcript has 2 exons. The coding region runs from base 1 to 1473 and encodes 490 amino acids. NCBI's taxonomy places the organism in Eukaryota, Fungi, Ascomycota, Sordariomycetes, Hypocreales, Nectriaceae. The record is from RefSeq and is a predicted model, not a curated record.
AUGAAAUGGUCUAUAACGGUCCGAGUAAGGGGUGUCGGAUGUGCCGAGACAGGAAGGUCAAGAGGAAGCUCGUGCCCAGGCUAUGGUGAUAUUUUCGACAAGGCGCAUCGGGACGAAAGCGUCAAGACUAGAAUGCGACAUUCGCACAGGAGCAACACGACCGACACGGCCGCACCGGAGCUCAGGCUAAAGCAGCUAUCACCACGACUUCCUCCAAGUCCGCCAUCAAACGAUGAACUCGACGCCUUGGGGUUCUUCUUCUUCCACUACGGCCGCUGCUACGACGGUCAAGCUACCUGUAGUAUCUUCGGCCUCCUGCCAGGCAUGUAUGCAAAGUGCAGCUCGAACUCCGCUUUGGCCAAGGCCACCACGGCGCUUGCUCUGGAGGUGACUCACUUGCACCGGUCGACCGGAAGGUAUUCAGUCGCGGGCUAUAGCACAUACACUGAGGCGGUGAUCCGAACCAAAGAAGCCCUCGCCGCAUCGACGCAGAGCAAGUCGAACGAGCUUCUUAUGACAACUCUUGUUCUAGAGGCGUACGAAGAUGCCCGUGCCACAUUUGGGAAGACGAAUCAUGGCGUAUCGCGGUCUCAUGCACAUAUCCUUGGCUCCAUCGCUCUGUUGAAACACCGCGGGUCCCUGAACUACAAGGACGAAUUAUCAUGGCGCCUGGUCGUUGCCACUCGGAACAGGCUACUUCAACACAACUGGCACGGCUUGGAUGGACUAGAAGGCUUUGGAACUCUCCGAGAUGUCUGGGAUUGUGACACUGGAGCCCAGAUGUACAGCCCGGCGGUGAAGGCCGAUACACUGGCAUUUAGGUUGUUUCAGCUCAAACUCCUAGCGAGGACAGCCUUGAGCUUACACGAGAUUCUCAGCCGCGCCAUUAACCUCGCCGGCGAAUGUAGUCUCUGGCAGAAUUCCCUCCCAUCAGCUUGGAGGGUACUAUCUGUUCCGGCCUGUUCUCUCCCCCCAUCAAUACAGGCUGCUGGUGCCUACAGCCACGUGGAUCCCGCCGUCUACGCAAGUCUUUCCAUAGCAAACUCGUAUAAUCGACAUCGAGUCACUGAGCUAGGCUGCCUUUCGCUCAUCGGCGAUUGUCUUGUGAGCCUAUCAUCCCCAGAGCAGGACUAUAGACUGAGCGUGCUUCCACCCGCUCUCCUAUUCAGAGCCCAGGUUCUCGUCGACGAAAUAUGCGCCAGUGUGCCGUUCCUUACCGGGGAUGCGGCUGCGGGUGGUCUAAGAGCAAUGACUAUGCUUCUGCCAUCUGUGGUGCAGCCAUCUCAUGACGGGAAUAAAGUCCAGCACGCGCAGCAGGUGGUAGCAUCCGGCCUAUUUAUGAUGUAUCACACCUUGAAGAAGAUGCUUGAGCUCCUAGGGGAUAAGGUUAUAGGGAAUGCUAUUCGUGAUGGACAGAUUAAAUGGAUAAUAAGACAGUCCCAGAGACUAGGACAGGUUCUUUAUAUAGCUUAA